GAAUUGGCAAUUUUGUCUAUAACAAACACUGAUACCACAGCCUUUAUCACCAUAAAAUAUUAAUGCUAUUGAAUUUUGCAAUGGUAUAUCAAUAAGAACACCCAGUCAGGGAAGCCAUUCGAAACGAUGUAACCUUAUUUCACGAUAAACCAGUUGAUGUUCAUAUAUACCCUGGUCUCCCACAUGACCUCUUUCCACAGAAUAACAUUUAAAUGCCAUCCUCUUAAAUCUAGGACUACUGAAGAGGAAAUAAAAUGAAGGGCAACAGAAGCUGCUGUGCAUUACCUUCCAACUCCAAAAUAUCUGGGAUUAAAGAAAGUACUAUUUUCUAUGAUAUAACAAUAUGUAGUUUACUAAAAUUCAACCACCAUUUCAGAGGAGCAUGUCACCUUGAGCUUUCAGAAUCAAAGAGUAAACUGAACAAAAAAUCAGUCAGAAUGCAAGGGACAAACAGAGGCUUUUACUUGGCUGAUUCUUUGACUCUGAAGAUGGAGGCAAUAUGUUCUUCCAAAAUACAUCAUACAUGUAUCAUUCAACUUUCAAUACGAGUAGCCUGCAAGGCAUAUCCCAGCACAGUACUCUUCAUAACCACUACUGUGAGCUCAAAUCAUGUCUGACAUUAAUUUGAAAACAUGCAAAUUUAGUUUUAUCAGAUGUGAUUGGUCAGAACAUCCUAACAAACUAUUCAAUAUUCAUCUUCAUGUUAUCAGCCAAUCUCUUUCUUGUCCCUUAAAGUGGAUGCUAUACAGUCUCCCCACAAAAUGUUAAGUACUUUUUGUACUCCCUAUCUAACCUACAGAUCCAGCUCAUCACACUCAUGUCAUUUUUCCUAUGCUGACAAUAUUAGUUAAACUGUACCACUCAUGAAGUUCAUUAAAUUAUCUACUUAGUUGAGUCAUGCACAGUUAAAACAUUUUGCCUGAAUGCAGCUGCUGAGUAUGUUUGUAUAUAAAUCUAAAAAUCUUUUACUGUAAAAUAUUUAUUCAUUAUAAAUUGUACAAACAUUUAGGCAGGAGAAUCCAUAAAAAGGUCUGACCUCUAAAGGGUGAACUGUCAAUAUGAGUGAACCACACAUGGAUGUACUCAGACCUCAGGCUUGACGUAGUACUACUAGCAUGUUAUGUAGUGUUAUGUAGGAUACUGUGCUGUGUUAACUGCUUCCUCCAUACUACAGAAUGGUGGUCCAUUCUGUAACACUUUUUUAAACAUUUCAGGGCUAUGUGGAGAAGUGAAGUGUGAUAUAUGGAAACAAAUGAAGAGCAGAGAACUCUGGUUAAUGUCGACAAAACAAUUUAUGUCACACAAAUGUGGCAGACCCACAUCAUCACAAGUUCUGACAUCUUACUUGAAGCAGUGCAAUGAACCACCUUGGACAUCUUACUUUGUCAAGUACAGCAGUGUUCUAGAUGACCAACGAGGUUGGUCUCACUUCAACUGGCCUGUCAGCAGCACCAAUUAUCAUAUCCUGCGGACAGGCUGUUACCCUUACAUAAAGUAUCACUGUUCACGCAGACCUCAUCAAGACCUAACACUCGAUGACAGAUUCUUCCGCUUCAUAAAACUGAUUAACUUAGGAAUCCCUUGCUUGGCAUAUGGAGUUGCAGCCACCAUGUUGAUCCAACACAAAGAGCUUGUGCAAACGCCUUGUGGGGAUGUCUUCGUGUACUUCCUAUACAAGGAGGACAAGGGAUCCAAAUACUGAGGGAAUAAAUUCACAGUCCCUUCAUC
This is a messenger RNA of Cryptotermes secundus, 1728 nucleotides long. RefSeq lists its product as uncharacterized. The record is from RefSeq and is a predicted model, not a curated record. Lineage: Eukaryota; Metazoa; Arthropoda; Insecta; Blattodea; Kalotermitidae. The coding region runs from base 1253 to 1702 and encodes 149 amino acids. The transcript has 2 exons.